This is a messenger RNA of Paramecium octaurelia, 1157 nucleotides long. NCBI's taxonomy places the organism in Eukaryota, Ciliophora, Oligohymenophorea, Peniculida, Parameciidae. The record is from the annotation of a GenBank genome assembly.
AAAUGAGACAAAGUGUUGGAGUGAUGAGGAAUAAAACUCAUUUACUAUUCAAGUACAAAGAGGAACAGAAGCAACAAGCCAAUAGAUUCAAGAAAGCCAAUGAUAUUCACAUAUCAAGUUUUUAAUUUGUUUUAUCCCAUAUAGAACCAAAUACAUUGUUGUUAGAUAGUUCUGGCGAGUCCACAGCCAGCAAUUUCUCAAUUGAAAUGCAGGCUCACAAUAAGGGUUUGCCAUCUGAAUGGGCCAGUCACUACGAGGAUUGUCUUGACAAAAUCAAACAAGUACAGGAGAUACGUAUAUUAUUAAAUCUUAAUACGAAUAGUUAAGGAACUUCAAAUACUGGGAUCGAAAAGAUUGAAGAUGCAAUUUGGAGAUGCCACAGCUUUGGAGAAACUGAUCUACGAAAACAAUUAGAAAGCGACAUAAGUAUUCCUCUUCUCUAAAGUAGAAAAUUAUGGAAUGUGAGAAAAACACAGAAUUAAUUGCCAAUUAUAGUAGUGAAAAGGAAACACCAAGUGAUCAGAGAAGUAUUGUACUCUCCUUAUCAAUAGUCCGAAUGAAUAUCAAUAGGGCGUUGGCAUAAUAAAUCUAGGAAUUAACUAAUGCGUUAAGAAAUCAAUAGAAGAGAAUGGUUACUAUGAUCAAGUAAAUUAACAAGGACGAUGGAGGUAUCAAUCUCAUAAUAGGAAUUAGCAAAUUUCUUGAAAUUAAGCGAACAAAAACAACAAGAAAUGAAAGUUGCUGAUGACGAGCUUACCCAAGCAGAAGAGUAGAUGUACGAUGACAUCAUUUGCGAGAGGUUCACUUUUUUAAUUUAUGUAUUUAGAGACCAGGAAAUCAAUAAACUUGUUACUAUGAUUAAUGAGUUGGCUGAAGUGUUCAAAUCAUUAAAUUAAUUGGUGAUUGAUCAAGGCACUAUUUUAGAUAGAAUCGAUUACAAUAUUGAUUAAGCUGUAUUCAAUGUCAAGAAAGCCAACGAAGAAUUGAAAAAAGUACUCCACCAUUAUUAUUAUUAUCAAAUAGGCUGAAGAUUACUAGAACUCUCCUUUAGCAAAACGAUGCAUUAUAAUACUAGUUAUUAUGAUUGCUAUUUGCAGCAUCCUAUUAACAAUAAAAUAUUCAAGUUGAAGUCAUUAUUUAUUAUUAUUAUAUCAAAU